Molecule: messenger RNA, 2489 nt
Organism: Bufo gargarizans (Asiatic toad)
Lineage: Eukaryota; Metazoa; Chordata; Amphibia; Anura; Bufonidae
Gene: CTSB
Product: cathepsin B
Exons: 10
Coding region: 121-1119 (332 amino acids)
Biological process (GO): regulation of catalytic activity
Cellular component (GO): lysosome
Molecular function (GO): cysteine-type endopeptidase activity
Source: RefSeq, a predicted model, not a curated record
GUCAUGUGAGGAGUCAGGCGGGUGUGCAGGGCGGUGCAGGGCAGCUUAUAUAGGGAGGAGGCGGCUGCUUCCUGCCUGCACAUCCUUCUGUCUGCUGCACUGGGGGGAAAUCCUGCAACAAUGUGGCACUCGCUCGCCCUCCUCUGUAUUUUGGCCUCUUUCACCAGCUCCCGCAAUGUCCCUCAUUUCAAGCCUCUGUCCAGUGACAUGGUCAACUACAUUAACAAGUUAAAUACUACAUGGAAGGCCGGACAUAAUUUUCCAAAUGGAGACAUUAGUUAUGUGAAGAGACUCUGCGGAACAAUGCUUGGCGGGAAGAAGCUGCCGGUCAGGUAUUCCUUUGCUGGAAAGAUGGACCUGCCGGAGAACUUUGACUCCCGGGAAGCUUGGCCAAAGUGUCCUACAGUCAAGGAGAUUAGAGACCAAGGUUCCUGUGGAUCCUGCUGGGCGUUUGGGGCAGUGGAGGCCAUUUCAGAUCGUGUCUGUGUGCACUCUAUGGGAAAGCUGAAUGUGGAGGUGUCUGCAGAAGAUCUUCUGUCUUGUUGCGGGAUUGAGUGUGGAAUGGGAUGUAAUGGAGGAUACCCAUCAGGGGCAUGGAGCUUCUGGACAGAGAAGGGUCUUGUAUCUGGGGGCCUGUAUGAUUCUCAUCUUGGCUGCAGACCAUACUCCAUCCCCCCAUGUGAGCACCACGUCAAUGGCUCCCGUCCGUCAUGUAAGGGGGAGGAAGGCGAUACUCCAAAAUGUGUGAAGAAGUGCGAGGAUGGCUACGCUCCCGACUACAGCAAAGACAAGCACUUUGGUUCUGAUUCCUACAGUGUCCCAAGUAGCCAACAAGAGAUCAUGGCAGAGAUCUACAAGAAUGGUCCAGUAGAGGGCGCUUUCUCGGUGUAUGAGGACUUUCCUACAUACAAGUCAGGAGUCUACCGCCACACCACCGGUGAGGAGCUUGGAGGACACGCUAUUAAGAUCCUGGGAUGGGGUGUGGAGAACGGAACGCCAUACUGGCUGUGCGCCAACUCCUGGAAUACUGACUGGGGUGAUAAUGGUUUCUUCAAAAUUCUUCGUGGAGAAGACCACUGCGGGAUAGAGUCUGAAAUUGUUGCAGGAAUUCCAAAAUAAUGUUCCAUCGAUAGGACACAUGAAGAGUAGUUGAAGGCUUGUCUUAACGGAAAAAGUUUUAGCCACAAAUGGAUUUUUUUUUUAUCAGAUAUUACAUUAUUUUACUGAAUAUUUUCAAAGACUGGAUGGGGGUGUAGUUGGGAGAUGUCUGGAUCCAACCAUCUGGUGAAAUGAUACUGCCUUUGUCUGGGGCUUGUGUUUUUGAAUGAAGCUGUGGGCACAGUAAAGGCAAAUUAUAACUCUAGAGUUCAGGUUUAGUGGAAAAAUAAUCAGGCCUCAUGUAUCAAAGCAUUCAAAAACUGGUAGUAAAUGUGAAUAGGAUCAAAAUUCUGUACAGAUUUAAUAUUCUUUGACUGAGACCCCUAUUUUUGCUACCUUAAGCCACCACUAGAGGGAGCUUCACAGAUUACCGCAUACUGUUUAUACAACAAACUUAAUGGCAUGCAGUGAGCUGCCCCUAGUGGUGCCUGCAGGAAAGCAGAAUGGUUUUAUUUUAACUUUAUAUAUGGGGAUUUUGGAGGUCUAUAUCACAUUCUGACGUUAAAUCUGUCCAGAACUUUGGACCCAAAAUGACCUUGUGUGGACGUUCACUUUAAGGGGCUCAUGUCAACCCAUUGAAGUUGAGUGUUCAUUUUCCAAAAAGCGAUUGAACAAUGAAAGCAGAGCUCUGAUUGGUUCCUCUGGGCAAUAAUCACUCACUACCCCUAAAAGCAGGAUAUUAUGGACAACCAGGUACUUUUUAUAGCCUUGAUACAUGAAACCAGAACGAAUAAAGUUGCUGCUGGAAAGUUUUAAACAUUUUUGCACAAUUUUUUUUAUUUUUUGAAUGUAGAAAUUUCACCCCCCUAGGCCUACGAUUGGAGGCAUUGCUUUUAGCAAGCAGGCAGAUUGCAGCAGAUCAGAAAGAUUGGUCUUUGUCUAUAUGCAUGAGGCCCAUGACAAAUUUCAGCCCAUUCUCAGCUUUGCAAUUGUCCAAAGAGGAGUUGUUUAGUAAAUCAUAGCUUUUUUUUUUCUGGGAACAACACCGUUACACCACCCUUGAUCGUAGGUUGUCUGGUAUUGCAGCUCAGCUGAAUUGAUGUGAAUGGGAUUGAGCUGCAGUACCGCACACAACCUGUAGAGAAGUGUGGCGCUGCUACUGAGAAAAGGCUGCAGUGGUUUCCUAAUCCUGGACAACCUGCUUUAACCACGGAGCCUUUAUAUCUACAGGCGGCUGACAUCGAUUCCUGUGAUGCGCUGGCCUCCUGUUGUGUAAUAACGUGGACUUUAUAAUGAGCUGAUUGCACAAUAUUCCAUUUAAUUUUAAGUUUUAGCCAUGUAAGAUGUAACUUUGUUCUAUUUGCCAAUAAAAUGCCUUGUCUUCCUUUUUA